CAACCCGAAGAAUAGGACCACUACAAGAUCAUGCCAAGAAAUCAAUCUGAUCUUCAUUGUUUUACAGUUAUAAAUUUAUGAUUUUCAGAUCUGGAUCUCUCGUGCAUGCUGAACAUAUCCCUUUUUGACUAAUUCCGUAUUCUCUCUUUCAGAUGCACUUGUCUGGCAGCCGGCCACCCCUAUAUAUCUAAGCAAAUAUGACUAUGAGCGACAAAAACCUUCAUAUAGUCAUGUACCCGUGGUUUGCCAUGGGCCACCUAACCGCAUUCCUCCACUGCUCCAACAAACUUGCUGAGAGAGGCCACAGAAUCUCUUUCUUCCUCCCAACCAAAACUCAACCAAAGCUCGAGCCUUUCAAUCUGCAUAAAGACCUCAUUUCGUUCAUCCCAAUUACCGUUCCACAGGUGGAUGGCCUUCCGCCCAGUACCGAAACAACCGCAGAUGUUCCUUUCUCAUUGCAUUCCCUCCUCAUGACUGCCAUGGAUCUUACUGAACCCACAAUUGAAGCCUCUCUUCGUGACCUCCAACCCCAUUUCAUAUUUUAUGAUUUCACUCACUGGGUACCAGCGUUGGCACACCGACUGGGCAUCAAGGCUAUACAUCAUUGCACUAUUAGUCCAGCAUCCGUUGGUUAUUUGUUGAGCCCAGAAAGAAAACUUGAUGAAAAACCUUUAACAGAGGCUGAUCUUAAGGCACCUCCGCCAAGUUUCCCAUCUUCUUCGAUCAAGCUUCGCGCCCAUGAGGCCCGAGAACUAACGUUCGCAACUAUGAAAGAAUAUGGCCAUCGUAUAUCUUUCUUGGAACGCCUCAUGUUCUCUUGCAGAGAUUGUGACGCGCUUAGUCUUAGAAGUUGUAGGGAGAUGGAAGGGCCGUACUUUGAAUAUAUUGAAGGACAGUUUAGAAAACCUGUGAUUCUUGCAGGGCCUAUAGUGCCUGAACCACCAACCUCAUCAUUACAAGAGAAAUGGGCAAAGUGGCUGGAUGGUUUCCAUGCCAAAACCGUGAUAUUCUGUGCAUUUGGAAGCGAAUGCAUUUUAAAGAAGGAUCAGUUUCAUGAACUGGUUUUGGGUAUAGAACAAUCGGGUAUGCCAUUUCUCGCUGCCUUGAAACCACCAAUGGGGGAUGAAACGAUUGAGUCUGCGUUGCCGAAAGGGUUUGAAGAGAGGGUAAAUGGAAGAGGGGUUGUUCAUGGGGGUUGGAUUCAGCAGCAGUUGAUUCUGAGGCACCCUUCUGUGGGGUGCUUCGUGACGCAUUGCGGGUCAGGUUCCUUAUCAGAAGCCAUGGUGAGUGAGUGCCAGUUAGUGUUUCUGCCACACGCUGGGGAUCAAAUCAUCAAUGCAAGGCUGAUGAGCGGGGAUUUAAAAGUCGGAGUUGAGGUUGAAAAGGGUGAAGAAGACGGCCUGUUUACAAGGGAGGGUGUGCGCCAGGCAGUGAGGGCUGUAAUGGAUGAUGAUAGUACGGUGGGGAAGGAGGUGAGAGCCAACCAUGCAAAAUGGAGAGAGUUCUUGUUGAGCGAAGGGCUUGAGAAGUCCUACACUGACGAUUUUGUUCAAAAGCUGUAUUCUCUGCUCAAAUGACUUUAUUGCAACCCAAGAUAUAGAUAGUAAUAUUAAUCAUUAUAUCUUGAUAGUGAAUAAUGUUUAAGUAAUUUAAUUCACGAUUUGAUG
Molecule: messenger RNA, 1667 nt
Organism: Juglans regia (Persian walnut)
Lineage: Eukaryota; Viridiplantae; Streptophyta; Magnoliopsida; Fagales; Juglandaceae
Product: cyanidin 3-O-galactoside 2''-O-xylosyltransferase FGGT1
Exons: 2
Coding region: 198-1577 (459 amino acids)
Molecular function (GO): UDP-glycosyltransferase activity
Source: RefSeq, a predicted model, not a curated record